GGACGCGGAGGAAGAAAUAGCCAAUCGCAGAGGCCGGUACACGACGGCGGCGGCGGCGGCGUGCGUGGACUGUGCUGCAACGUGCCCACUUCACUUUCUCACACUUCUCCGACUACACACUCGUCGCUCUGUCUCUCAAAUAUAGAACUGGUUGUUAUCUGCUGCUGUAUCCUGUUGUAAGAUAAGUUAGCAGAGUUUAUAUUAUAAUGUCCGCCCAAAAAAUGAGCAUUAUAAAGACCCGGUUUUUGGCUUCGGAUACCCUGCCCCCUUCUCCAUCAACUACAGCACCAACAAACCCCUGUGGCCUUUACUCGCUUGUGCUAACGUUGCCAAAGAAGAAGACGAACUCAACAAGUGAAACAUUGCAAGGAGAUCGUUUCGUUGAAGGGCAUGAUGCCGUGUGCCAUAACUGCGGCACUCGAUCACGGGACCUGCACUUCUGCGAUCACUGCAAGUUCAAAAUUUCGCCUGCCGUCGGGCCAGACUCCGACACAGAUGAUGAACCAAUGGUGACGAAGGUCCGACCACCAGGAAUGCAAAAAAUGCGAAUUGUUUUGACCGAAUCGUUCUUUCUCCCUGAACCCGCACUUCAUAGUGUAGAAGACGACUACGCGAAACUAAUUAACGAAAUUCAAGAAUUCAAUGCAUCCGCAAAGGAGACAGUGGUCAAAGUUGAAUGCUGUGAGAGUUGGCGGCUACAAAUGUUCCUCGCCCUGUGUCGUGUAUGAAGUCCUCUUUUCAGAGAAAGGAAUCGUCUUCACCUUACCACACGCUCAAAUUAAGCACACGAUGACGAUGAUAACAUGCGUCGUACCUAUGGACACUAUACUGACAGUUGAUGGCCAUUUCAAGAAGAAUUUCGCUGUCCUAUUUGUUAAGACCGAAGAAGAAGUUGCUAGUAGCCUGCGAAAAUCACUGGGAUUUAGCGAAGAUCCGAAAGGCCCGGGAUACUAUUAUGGACCACAGAAUGGAGCCGGGUGCCAGAAACGGAUCGUCUUUCUCUUUACGGACAUAACAGAACAAGCAUCUGGAAAAAUUGUCAACAUGUUUGGAAGCUCGCUUUCUGAAAUUGAUGAUUCGAAAGCAAAUAGAAUGUUUUGAGAUAAAAGACAAUGAGUCGUGGGUUUUUAUUAGCAUAAGUAAAGUUUAAUAAAGCUAGCUGAUACGCUUAUUAUGAUACCAGAUGUUAAGUACUAUGAAUUUUAGUUAUAGUAUAGAAUAGUUUAAAACUUAAGAGAAUUGGCUCUUAAUAAGUUUGCUUAUAAGUUAUUUUAUAUAGGUAGUAAAGUAGUAACCUCUAGUUAUUGUUAUUUAAUUAUUUAAAGUAAGUUAUUUCUGUUUGUAAGCUCACGAAAAUAGGCUAGUGUGCUAUGCUAAUUUUUACUAAAUUGUGCAUUCCCUAGUACUAGUAAAUGAGGGUAAUAAAGGCUAUUAUUAUUAUUAACUUCA
Messenger RNA from Folsomia candida, 1449 nucleotides. RefSeq lists its product as uncharacterized. The record is from RefSeq and is a predicted model, not a curated record. The coding region runs from base 207 to 728 and encodes 173 amino acids. NCBI's taxonomy places the organism in Eukaryota, Metazoa, Arthropoda, Collembola, Entomobryomorpha, Isotomidae. The transcript has 7 exons.